AUGUCAUUCAGGCCUACAGAAUUCUCCCCUCCUGACGUUCUCCCAGCGCUGCAAAGGACUCUUCAGGACCUCCGUCUUUCCUAUCUGGACCUCUUUCUGGCCUACGCCCCUCUCGGUUCCAGGGAUCGCCCUGUGUAUGACGAGUCCCUCAUGCCUCCUGUGCUUCUGGACCAUCCCUUGAUUAAAGAGGUGGCUAAGAAUUUGCACCAAUCUCCAGCGCAAGUGGCUCUGCGGUGGGGCAUACAGAGGGGUAUGAGCGUGCUUCCUAAGAGCAGCAACCCGUGGCACAUCAAGGAGAACAUUGGGCUGUUCGACUGGAACAUACCCCCAAUGGACUUCCAUGCACUCUCCCUCAUCGAACCCCAGGUUCGGAUACUGGACUACUAUGGCUACUGGGUCGGAGACAGCCGGCCCUUUCUAGAGCCCGAGGAGCUCUGGAACGAUGAGGCGGAUAAAGUGGGGGAGGGGGACAAAGUGGGUGAGGGGAACAGGAAAGCUUCAAACAAUGACGAGUGGGAGGAGUGA
Messenger RNA from Closterium sp. NIES-65, 525 nucleotides. The record is from the annotation of a GenBank genome assembly. NCBI's taxonomy places the organism in Eukaryota, Viridiplantae, Streptophyta, Zygnematophyceae, Desmidiales, Closteriaceae.